Aspergillus nidulans FGSC A4 is the source of this 1827-nucleotide messenger RNA. RefSeq names its product putative RNA binding protein MSSP-2. Bases 1 to 1827 code for a protein of 608 amino acids. Lineage: Eukaryota; Fungi; Ascomycota; Eurotiomycetes; Eurotiales; Aspergillaceae. Gene Ontology annotation, molecular function: nucleic acid binding; RNA binding. The record is from RefSeq and is a predicted model, not a curated record. The transcript is spliced from 6 exons.
AUGCCUACUCAGACCCAGCAACAGGCUGCCCCCGAGAACGCUCCGACUCAAGCGAGCCAUAACGGUCACUUUACUCAGAACAACCGUGGUGCAUUUGGUGGCGGUCAUCAGCAAGGCAACCGUCCUGACUUGGCUUCAUUGUUUGGUGGUUUGAACAUUCAGAACCAAGGCUCCGGCGGCAAGUUUAAUACCCUCAAGGGAGGGUUGCCAGUUGCCAUGCCCCCGCCUUUGGAGCUCGCUGGCCCUCGUUCCUAUAACAACCAGCUGGUCCUGCUUCCAAAUGGCAGUGUAUUUCAAGGACUUCCUCACGCCCCCGUUUCCCCGUUUCCGCAAGGUACACUUCCCGGACAUGAUCAAGUUGGCCAGAUCCCGUACCUGCCCAACACCAUGUAUCCGGGCCUUGCCCCUGGCUGCGUCCCGGCGGCUAUGCAAGGUUACCCUUUCCCAUAUCAUCUCAUGAACUGCGAUAUGCAGGACCCGACUGGCCAGAAGCGGAACCAUUGGAAUGGUAACGACGAACAAAAGGCAGCUGGGCCCUCAGCAUCCGAUGGUAGCAACCAAAGUGAAUUUUUUGGUGCUCUCCCCAGUCUCGAUGGCUCUGCGCUUUCAAACUACGCGAUGAAUAACAUUCCUCAGGGAGGACAGGCAAGCCUGCAACUUCAGAUGAUGAAGACGCCGACGGGUUACAUACUCCAGGAUCUCGAAAGCUUGGUUCAGCAGGAACCUGCUAUCCCCAGAGCUGUCCCCGCUAUGUGGACCAAUCCUACCGACCUGACCCUUGCCAAGUGCCUUGAGAACCGGGAGGGAAUCACCAACGUCUACAUCCGAGGCUUCCUUCCGGAGACCACUGACGAGAUGUUGCAUGCUUACGCCUCCCGCUUCGGUAAGAUAGACCGUUGUAAGGCAAUUGUAGACUUGGAUACCGGUCUUUGUAAAGGGUUUGGCUUUGUCCAGUACUUCAACUUCGAGUCAUGUGAGAAUUGUAUACGAGGCUUCUUCUACCUUGGCUAUCAGGCUAGCUUUGCUCAGAAAUCUCGCAACUCACGUCUGAAGGAUCUGGAAGAUAGAUCAUCGACCAAUAUCUAUUGCACCAAUAUUCCAAUUGACUGGACCGAGGCUGACCUUCGACGCCACUUUGAGCCCUACCGUGUUGUCUCCGAGAAGAUCAGCCGUGACGAAAAGACUGGCGUUAGCAAGGAAGUUGGGUUUGCUCGCUUCGAAACACGCGAAAUUGCGGAGAAGGUCCUGGCUGAGUUUCACAACGUUGUCGCGGAGGAUGGUGUCAAACUGCUUCUGCGGUUUGCCGACACCAAAGCCCAAAAGCUUCUUAAGCAACAAAGUAAUGAGCGUCGUGCCUACCGUGCUGGUGAGUACAAUUAUUCUGUCGAAGUGGUUCAAGGGUCGACCCCUUCUCCAUCCCUUCAUCGUCUUCAGCAGACGGUUUCGCACAUCAGCCCUGCUUCUCAGGUCAGCUAUGUGUCUCCAGUCGGAGUAGGCUCUAGCUGGACUCCCGCAACAUCCAUUUCCCCAUCGGUUCCAUUGGCGAAGAAUCCAGCCGGCAACAUGCGCUACAACUCUUGGUCUUCGAAGAAUAGCCCUGUGCCUCUCGACACCACUCCUCUGUAUAGAGGCCGGCUUGGCUAUUCCAACCGGGGCAACUGGACUGACAACAGUGGUUCCUCCAAGACAGUCAUGCCAAGCACUCCCUGUGCUGAGCCUCAUUCUGAAAGAUCUAGCCCUCAUAAAGAAAACAUCAAGGCGGGAUCCCUGUCUCCGAUCUCGUCUCGCAGAGAGAUCAUUGUGAAUUCUCCACGCUCUGUUAUGUGA